GUGCUGAUGUUAUGCAAUGCUUCAGUUCCCUUCGGUCGCCUCAUGGGUGCCCAGUGUUUUGUGAAUGGGAGCGAGAAGGAGGUGUCAGAGGAGGAGUUGGACUCGGACAAUCACGAGCUGACUGACGGAUUUCACUAAACCAGAAGACCAUUCACAUUACAGAGCAAAACCUGAGAAUAUACAGAGGUCCUAAUGAAAGGUGAAAAAGAAAUCAUGACCAAGGGGGAGGCAUCAAACGGGCCGAGCCGGCCGCUGGAGAUCGUCCCGAAUACAGAAGAGAAGAUGACCGAGCGUGGUCAGUGGAGCAACAAACUUGAGUUUGUGUUAUCUGUGGCGGGAGAAAUCAUCGGAUUGGGAAACGUCUGGCGUUUCCCGUAUCUCUGCUAUAAGAAUGGAGGAGGUGCGUUCUUCAUUCCCUACUUGAUCUUUCUGUUCUCCUGUGGUAUUCCUGUCUUUUUCUUGGAAGUCGCCUUGGGUCAGUACACCAGCGAGGGAGGAAUCACCUGCUGGAGGAAAAUCAGCCCACUGUUUGAAGGUGUCGGUUAUGCCACUCAGGUGAUUGUGGCCCUGUUGAACUUUUAUUAUAUAAUAGUUUUGGCAUGGGGAAUAUUUUAUCUCUCAAAUUCCUUCACCUGGACUUUGCCGUGGUCUACCUGCAACAACACCUGGAACACUGGUCAGUCACUUUUACAUUUUAUUCAAUAUUACAGAUACAUAAACUCAUCAAAGAGUAAGAAAAUCCUUGUUUGGUUGUUUUCUGUAGCGUCCUGCAUGGAAUUCCAAAGACGAAAUGAUUCCAUUGACCAAAGUCACAUGGAAAACGCAACCUCACCAGUCAUUGAAUUCUGGGAGAGGAGAGUUUUACGGAUCUCCUCUGGAAUCGAUGAGAUCGGAACGCUGCAUUGGGAUCUGGCGCUGUGCCUUCUCUUGGCCUGGGUGCUUUGUUACUUCUGUAUCUGGAAGGGCGUCAAGUCCACUGGCAAAGUGGUUUACUUUACCGCAACCUUCCCGUAUGUGAUGCUGAUAAUUUUGCUGAUCCGAGGGGUCACGCUGCCCGGAGCUUCCCGCGGGAUCCAGUUCUACCUUUAUCCUGAUCUUGGACGAUUAGCGGAUCCACAGGUAUGGAUGGAUGCAGGUACACAGAUCUUCUUCUCAUACGCCAUCUGUCUGGGUUGUCUGACUGCACUCGGAAGCUACAACAAAUAUAACAACAACUGCUACAGAGAUUCUUUGGCUCUGUGUUGUCUGAACAGUGGAACGAGUUUUGUCGCUGGAUUUGCCAUCUUCUCAAUUCUCGGUUUCAUGUCUUACGAGCAAAACGUUCCCAUUUCGGAAGUGGCAGAGUCUGGUCCUGGUUUGGCAUUCAUUGCAUAUCCGCGUGCCGUGUCCAUGAUGCCCGUCUCUCCGCUGUGGGCCUGCUUCUUCUUCAUCAUGAUUGUUCUUUUGGGAUUAGACAGUCAGUUUGUGUGUGUGGAGAGCCUGGUGACAGCGAUGGUGGACAUGCAUCCAACUAUCUUUCGCCGUAAGAACCGCAGAGAGCUUCUCAUUCUCGUCGUGGCUGUUGUGUCCUUCCUCGUGGGUCUCAUUAUGCUUACAGAGGGUGGGAUGUAUGUCUUCCAGCUGUUUGACUACUAUGCAGCGAGUGGAAUGUGUUUGCUCUUUGUUGCUAUUUUUGAGACGGUCGUCAUUGCCUGGAUUUACGGUGCUAAUCGAUUCUACGACAAUAUUGAGGAUAUGAUUGGAUAUCGUCCUGGGCCUUAUAUUAAAUACUGCUGGAUGUUUUUUACUCCAGCCACAUGUUUUGGUACGUUCGCGUUCUCCCUGAUCAAAUACACACCUCUGAAGUAUAAUAAUGAAUAUGUGUACCCGUGGUGGGGUUACACGCUGGGUUGGCUGCUGGCUCUGUCCUCGAUGGUUUGUAUCCCUCUGUGGGUUGUUUCUAAACUGAGCACGUCCAAAGGUUCGCUCAAAGAGCGUUUUCGUGAGCUCACCACUCCAUCUCCAGACCUGCCCAGGACCAGACGAGAUCAAGAAAAACUUCAGGCCAUUUUUGUGGCCGAUGGCGACAAUCUUCGGCAACGAGGCGUCUCGAACAAAGACGGCUACUUUCCUGUCAGCGAGAAAGAGUCGAACUGUUAGCCGUCCUGAAAGAACCGGAGCUGUGAGAGGAUCUUCUGUUAAACCUUUCCAUGAUACCUCACAAUACUGGUAGCCAAAUUACCCAGAAGACCUUUGCAAUGAUGCAACUGAUGUCUUGAGUGUUUGCUGUCACAGGCCAGAGUUUGUGAACGUUUGUUAUCUCUAAAAUCCAGCCGAUCUGAUCAAACUGUGAGAUAUUUGUACUUUCAGUGAGACAGAGAAAGCACCUGAUAAAGAUCUAAUAGUCAUUUAUUUUAACACAAAUUUGUCUUUAUAAACAUUUUUAAGUUUUAGGUUGACCCAAAUGUACUUCUUAAAAUCUUUUCCAUAUGUGCUUUGGCCUUUGGAUUGAUUUCAGUUCAAGGGUUGAAGGUGUCCUCCAAACAAAGCAUUUUAAAACUUCUUUAUCUCUCCGUUCGGACCCUUUGCCCAGCCGGUGGCAGAGAGGAACAGAAUCGAAACUGUAGAUGUUAAAAAUAGAAACUGUUGUUUCGGUUCAAACAAUCAAUACAUCUGCUUUCUAAGGAAGCAAAUUAGAGUUUUUGAAUCCAUGCAGAUAUGCAUCAUUAAUACAUUAAGUGACAUUAAAUACUUUAUUAUAGGCUAUAGACUUUCAGACAGUAUUAAAACAAUGUACAGUAUAAAUAUUAAUGAGAAUCAGUAGUAAUUAUUUACAAGGGUCAAUUAAUCUGCACAUAAAAAUGUUUCAGGAUGAAGCUGUCAUAUUUGGUCAAUCAAAUCCUAUCACAUGAUUUUGUAUCUUUAUUCUCUCAUAUGAAUGUUUGAAAGCACCGUAUAACAAUAUAGAGUUGAUCAAAAACAAUCACAUUACAUAUUGAGGAUCAAAUGUUUAUUUCCCCUUUAAAUUCACUGUAUUUUCAUGACUUCUUUGAUGUGGGUAACCACCACCUAUCUUAAUGUAUAUAUCAUGUACAGAACAGCUAUGUUUGAUUUUUACAACAUUGUACAAAAUGUGUUUGAUUUCCAGAUAUAUUACAUUACACAUGUAUGGACAUUACAUCAAUAAAAGAACAAAAACUA
Misgurnus anguillicaudatus (oriental weatherfish) is the source of this 3180-nucleotide messenger RNA. RefSeq names its product solute carrier family 6 member 13 (gene slc6a13). The record is from RefSeq and is a predicted model, not a curated record. Gene Ontology annotation, molecular function: gamma-aminobutyric acid:sodium:chloride symporter activity. Gene Ontology annotation, biological process: nitrogen compound transport; sodium ion transmembrane transport; amino acid transport. Lineage: Eukaryota; Metazoa; Chordata; Actinopteri; Cypriniformes; Cobitidae. Gene Ontology annotation, cellular component: cell projection; plasma membrane.